This is a messenger RNA of Sus scrofa (pig), 2020 nucleotides long. It is a transcript of the gene HOXA5, whose product is annotated as homeobox A5. Gene Ontology annotation, molecular function: RNA polymerase II cis-regulatory region sequence-specific DNA binding; DNA-binding transcription factor activity, RNA polymerase II-specific. Gene Ontology annotation, cellular component: nucleus. Gene Ontology annotation, biological process: anterior/posterior pattern specification; regulation of transcription by RNA polymerase II. The record is from RefSeq and is marked validated. Lineage: Eukaryota; Metazoa; Chordata; Mammalia; Artiodactyla; Suidae.
AUCUGUAUUUUCAAAUUUCAGAGCUGCCGGCACGACGGGCAGAACUGACCCCAACCUCGACACAAAAAUAAGAGGGGCUGCACAGCGGGGAAAUAAAGUUGUUGUAAAUAAAAUCCAAGUCACCAUCUCCUCCCAAUCCUCUGCAGCCUCGCCGGGCACGCGAUCGGCAGCUGACGGCCUCACAAUUGGUACAUCCUAAUGGAACUGCGAGGGAAAUGCAAUAAUUUUGCCAUAAUGGGCUGUAACCUCAAUUCGACCCCGGCCCUUGCAGCCCCGGGUCGGAAGCGGGGCGAUGCGCCCUGCCUCCAGCGGGUGGCGCUCGAGUCCGACUGAACGGCGGCGGCGGGCGGCGGGCACGCGCCUGGGGCGCGCGCGCCACCCCUCUCGCCUCCACCCAACUCCCCCAUUAGUGCACGAGUUUACCUCUAGAGGUCAUCAGGCAGGAUUUACGACUGGACAACAAAAGCACGUGAUUCGAAGUCGUACCCCAUAUUUGGGUGCCUACGUAGGAGGGAACCAAGUACAUGUCCCAGUCAUUUCCAUAAUUCAUCAUAAAUUGUGCAAGGGUGCUAUAGACGCACAAACGACCGCGAGCCACAAAUCAAGCACACAUAUCAAAAAACAAAUGAGCUCUUAUUUUGUAAACUCAUUUUGCGGUCGCUAUCCAAAUGGCCCGGACUACCAGUUGCAUAAUUAUGGAGAUCAUAGUUCCGUGAGCGAGCAAUUCAGGGACUCGGCGAGCAUGCACUCCGGCAGGUACGGCUACGGCUACAAUGGCAUGGAUCUCAGCGUCGGCCGCUCGGGCUCCGGCCACUUUGGCUCCGGGGAGCGCGCCCGCAGCUACGCGGCGGGCGCCAGCGCGGCGCCCACCGAGCCCAGGUACAGCCAGCCGGCCACGUCCACGCACUCGCCUCCGCCCGACCCGCUGCCCUGCUCCGCCGUGGCCCCCUCGCCCGGCAGCGACAGCCACCACGGCGGGAAAAACUCCCUGGGCAACUCCAGCGGCGCCUCGGCCAACGCCGGCAGCACCCACAUCAGCAGCAGAGAGGGGGUUGGCACGGCGUCCGGAGCCGAGGAGGACGCCCCCGCCAGCAGCGAGCAGGCGAGCGCGCAGAGCGAGCCGAGCCCGGCGCCGCCCGCCCAACCCCAGAUCUACCCCUGGAUGCGCAAGCUGCACAUAAGUCAUGACAACAUAGGCGGCCCUGAAGGCAAAAGGGCCCGCACGGCCUACACGCGCUACCAGACCCUGGAGCUGGAGAAGGAGUUCCACUUCAACCGCUACCUGACCCGCCGAAGAAGGAUUGAAAUAGCACAUGCUCUUUGCCUCUCCGAGAGACAAAUUAAAAUCUGGUUCCAAAACCGGAGAAUGAAGUGGAAAAAAGAUAAUAAGCUGAAAAGCAUGAGCAUGGCGGCGGCGGGAGGGGCCUUCCGCCCCUGAGUCUUUGAGCGUUUAAAGUACUGAGCAGUAUUAGCGGCUCCCGCGUAGUGUCAGUACUAAGGUGACUUUCUGAAACUCCCUUGUGUUCCUUCUGUGAAGAAGCCCUGUUCUCGUUGCCCUAAUUCAUCUUUUAAUCAUGAGCCUGUUUAUUGCCAUUAUAGCGCCUGUAUAAGUAGAUCUGCUUUCUGUUCAUCUCUUUGUCCUGAAUGGCUUUGUCUUGAAAAAAAAAAAUAGAUGUUUUAACUUAUUUAUAUGAAGCAAGCUGUGUUACUUGAAGUAACUAUAACAGAAAAGAAAAGAGAAAAAAAAACACACAAAAAAGUCCCCCUUCGACCUCGUUUAGUGCCAAUGUUGUGUGUUGCACUCCAGUUGUUUAACUGUGCAUGUGAGUGGAAGUGUUCCUGUCUCAAUAGCUCCAAGCUGUUAAAGAUAUUUUUAUUCAAACUACCUAUAUUCCUUGUGUAAUUAAUGCUGUUGUAGAGGUGACUUGAUGAGACACAACUUAACUUGUUCGACGUGUAGUGACUAGUGACUCUGUGGCGAAAACUGUGACUCCGAGCGGUGUGUCCCUGCGUGCCUUUG